Linum tenue is the source of this 1170-nucleotide messenger RNA. The record is from the annotation of a GenBank genome assembly. Lineage: Eukaryota; Viridiplantae; Streptophyta; Magnoliopsida; Malpighiales; Linaceae.
AUGGGCUUCCUGGCAAUCGAUCCUUUCAAGAUGGGGCCCAUUGGGGAGCACGAGUUUCGGCCCGUGAGGCACGAGAUUGCGAGUUACGAUGAAGUGAUGCAGCAUUGGCCCAAAGACAACGAGAGCCGACUGGGAAAGGAAGGCAAGCUGGAGUUUGUGGAUCAGGUGUUCGGCCCAGAAUCGUUGGAGUUCGAUGCCGAUGGAAACGGGCCGUACACCGGUCUAGCCGACGGUCGGAUCGUGAGAUGGAUGGGCGAUCAAAUUGGUUGGGAGACAUUUGCUGUCGUCACUGAUGCAUGGACGGAGGAGGAGUGCGGGAGAGGAGUGGAGUCGACGACGGCGAAGCAAUGGAAGUACGAGAAGCAAUGCGGCCGGCCUUUGGGCCUGAGGUUCAACAAGGCGACGGGCGAGCUGUACAUUGCAGACGCCUAUUAUGGGCUUUUGAUGGUUGGGCCCGAAGGUGGAAUAGCUAGGCCCUUGGCUACGCACGAUGUGGGCGGGCAGCCCAUUCUGUUUGCUAACGAUCUCGACAUCCACUCAAACGGCUCCGUUUUCUUCACGGACACGAGCAAACGAUACGACCGUGUGAGCCAUUUCUUCAUCUUAUUGGAAGGAGAAGCAACGGGCAGGCUUCUACGAUAUGAUCCUCCCACAAAUCAAACUCAUGUUGUGGUUGAUGGGCUAGCUUUCCCUAAUGGUGUCCAAUUGUCUCAUGACCAAACUUUCCUCCUCUUCACAGAGACCACUAAUUGCAGGCUAAUGAAGUACUGGUUGGAGGGACCAAAGGCUGGCUCGGUGGACCAUGUGGCCGACCUACCAGGCUUCCCAGAUAACGUUCGUGCCAACGACAAAGGGCAGUACUGGGUAGCCAUCGACUGCUGCAGAACUGCACCACAAGAGGUGUUGACACGGAACCCAUGGAUGAGGAGCGUCUACUUUCGACUGCCUCUGAGGAUGAGCUUGUUGGCGAGGAUCAUGGGGAUGAAAAUGUACACCGUCAUCGCGCUAUUCGACGAGAACGGCCGGAUCCUGGAGGUGAUGGAAGAUCCCAAGGGAAUGGUGAUGAAGCUUGUGAGUGAAGUUAGGGAAGUGAAUGGGAAGCUCUGGAUUGGGACAGUGGCUCAUAACCAUAUUGCAACACUGUCGUAUAAUCCGCCAAUAAGUAGUUAA